This is a messenger RNA of Phyllostomus discolor (pale spear-nosed bat), 2875 nucleotides long. RefSeq names its product olfactory receptor 9K2. The record is from RefSeq and is a predicted model, not a curated record. Gene Ontology annotation, cellular component: membrane. The transcript has 2 exons. Gene Ontology annotation, biological process: G protein-coupled receptor signaling pathway. Gene Ontology annotation, molecular function: odorant binding; G protein-coupled receptor activity; olfactory receptor activity. NCBI's taxonomy places the organism in Eukaryota, Metazoa, Chordata, Mammalia, Chiroptera, Phyllostomidae. The coding region runs from base 482 to 1423 and encodes 313 amino acids.
UCCCCUUCUUUAAAAGCAUUCAAGCAUCCAAGAAUGCAGGAGAGAUGUGAUCCUGCAGACUGAGGUCUCAGGUUCACUUUGUGUAACUGUAGAAUAUAAUUCCUGGGUUUAAUUCAGUUUUAACGGAGCAUCAUUUGGAAAAUUUACCUUGUAUCUGUUCUACAAAGGAGUACACCAUUUUCCAAGAAAUAAGUACUGAAGGAAAGAGUUGUUGUUUAAGUAGAGCAAUAAAGACAAGUAGUUAAAUUUCUCUUUGGGAAGAAUCCAUAACAUAUGCAUUCGGAAAUUUGGAGGGGGGACUGGUUCAUUUUAUCAUGAUGUAAUGAUUUUUCAGUAUUUAUAAUCAGAUCAUAGUGAUUAAUUAACUGUACGUUUACCCUUUCUAGAAUUAAAGUGAUAACAAGAGGCAAACAUCAAAGUUCUGUUAACUUCAUCUUCCCAAAUCUGACAAAUUACCAAACGAUGUAAGCAGGUUUCUGCCAUGGGUGACAGGGGAAUAAGCAAUCACUCAGAAGUGAAUGACUUCAUUCUUGUAGGCUUCAAGGUCCGCCCAGAGCUCCACAUUCUCCUCUUCCUGCUAUUUCUGUUUGUAUAUGCCAUGGUCCUUCUAGGGAAUGUUGGGAUGAUGGCCAUUAUUUUGACUGAUCCCAGGCUGAACACACCAAUGUAUUUCUUCCUAGGCAACCUCUCCUUCAUUGAUCUCUUCUAUUCCUCUGUUAUUGCACCCAAGGCCAUGAUCAACUUCUGGUCUAAGAGAAAGUCCAUCUCCUUUUCAGGUUGUGUGGCCCAGCUCUUUCUCUUUGCCUUAUUUAUUGUGACUGAGGGAUUUCUCCUGGCAGCUAUGGCUUAUGACCGCUUCAUUGCCAUCUGCAACCCACUUUUGUACUCUGUUCAGAUGUCAACACGUCUCUGCACUCAGUUGGUGGUUGGUUCCUAUUUUUGUGGCUGUAUCGCCUCAGUUCUUCAGACCAGCAUGACAUUUACUUUAUCCUUUUGUUCUUCUCGGACCAUUGACCACUUUUACUGUGAUGUUCGCCCACUUCAGAGACUAUCUUGUUCUGACCUCUUUGUUUAUAAAAUGAUUUCUUUCUUCUUAUCCAGCAUUAUUAUCUUGCCUACCAUGAUAGUUAUUAUUGUUUCUUAUAUGUAUAUUGUGUCCACAGUUCUAAAGAUACACUCCACUGAGGGACGUAAGAAAGCCUUUUCUACUUGCAGCUCUCACCUUGGAGUCGUGAGUGUACUGUAUGGUGCUGUCUUUUUUAUGUAUCUCACUCCUGACAGAUUCCCUGAGCUGAGUAAAGUGGCCUCCUUAUGUUACACCCUAGUCACUCCCAUGUUGAAUCCUUUGAUUUACUCUCUGAGAAACAAAGAUGUCAAGGAAGCUCUAAAAAAAAUUCUAGAGAAGAAAAAUACUAUUCUUUGAUUAUUAUUUCUCUCACCAAAGGUGCUGUGGCUGUUUAUUUCAUACUCCUUGUGGCCAUUAAUGAAAGUUAUUCUCCUGAAUAUCAUAACAAUGUCCUCUGAAGCUUUUACAACAGAGUGUACUCUUCCCAUUAUUACAUCUUUCUUUUCUCUUGAAACAUUUUUAAUUUUGAACAUCCUGAAUAUUGGACAUGUCCUUGAUAUAAGAGAAGCAUUCUUCAAGAUGAACCCCCACCCUACUGAUUUUGAAUAACAUUUAUUUUCACAAAAUUGAUUUUUAUUUAAUUUUAUGGCAUACUGCUGGACAGUCUUCAUAUUUUAUUGUAGUGUUUAAACAAUAUUUUGUCUGGUGUUUGUCUUUGGAAUUGCUCCUCCACUUAUACAUAAUCAUUUAUAACUGGCAAUAAUGCCCCUCUUAUGUUUUUAAAUAAGUAUUUCCCAAUUUUAUAACUAGUUUUUUGUUAUAUUGAAUAGUUAUUGAAUUUUCACUUUGAAUCAAGUAUUUUGUGUGUGUUACGUUGAGAGGAAAGAGUAAUAAGAAGAAGCAAACAAUAAGUAAUCUUCACUAUACACAUUAACUUGGGAAAUUAUACAUUGAGUGUGUCAGGUAUUGUGGAGUGUUCUGAGGCACGCUAACUGCUGAAUUCUAAUAUAAAAGACCAAAGUGGGAGAUAGAGAUAUACAAACACUUUGAGUAAUCAUUCCCUCAAUUUGGAUCUUCAUAAUGUUCCCUGUGUUAAUUAUUGUUAGGAAUAUUUAAUAAUGUUAUAGAAGCAAGGCAGUCAUCAAAAUAGAAUAUGAUUGAAAUUUACUCAUCUAUGUCAUUGAAUAUUUACUUGAUUAAUUUUAUUGACUACCUAUGUAAUAUGUUCUUGUCUUGUAGUAAGGCUCAGGUAUAAAAAACUUUAUUUUUUCAAGGAGUUUACAAUUUAUUGUGAGAGUCACAUCUUGGGACAGACAAUUAAAAUCCAGAAAUGUGUAUGCCAAAGAUAAACAUAGAGAUUGCAAGGUGGGGUGCUUGAGAGCAAGUGGUUGGUAAUCAAGGAAAGUCUUUAGGACUAUGUGAAAGAUAUAUUUAAAAGGGGAUGAUAUUUGAGUUGGGAAAACUGCUGUAUCACUUUAUAUUAGUGAUGUGUGCUUGAACUAUGUCAAUGUAGAUGAAAAAGGACUGAAUUGAAAAAUUGCAGGUAAAAUGCACAGAGUAUAUUAACUGAUUUGUAUGAGGAGAGUAUACUAAAGUAGUAGUGUCUCACCAUUUUUGAACUUGAAUGUGUGUGAUGAUGGCAUGACCAGAUAAAAAGUAAAGGAGCUCUCACCAAACCAGAAAUAUGGAGGAAUUUUCUUAAUUUGACAAAGAGCAUCUACAACAAUCCCAAGAUCAUAUUUUAAAUAGCUAAGAUCAUAUUUAAUUGUUGCAAACUAGAAGCUUCCUUGGUAAGAUUAAGAACAAGGA